AUAAUAAUAAUAAUAACGAUAAUGAUAAUAACAACAAUAAUAUAUCGUGCAUACAAUUAUCCACGUGAGCAAGGAAAAGAGAAAUAUUUUCACCCCCCCCUCACGUUUCACAACCGCCGUUGAACCUUCGGACGGUGAGCAAGAAAAUUAAUUAAACGAACUAAAGAAAUAAUAAUAAAAAAAAAAUAAAAAAUUCAUCGGUACGAAUUUUAACGCUGAAAGUUUCGAUUUACCGUUGUUGAUAAUUUUCGAAAAGAAGAGGAAAACGGCAGCAACGAAUCAAAUUAAAUUGAAAAAAAAAAAACAAAAAACUUGACGAGGAUAGUACCAAAGUGUUUUUUUUUUAUUUCUUCCGUUUUUUUUUUAUUCUUCUUGCAAAAAUGUCUUUAACGCGCGAACAAUCUUACGCCGUUGGAUAACAGAUGGAAGUGUGUAAAUCGUUAUGUAAUAAAAGAGAUGUAAUAUUACAGAAGAAAAAAAAAAAAAAAUGAUAUAAACAAAUGGAAUAAAAAAAAAUUUAAAGAGAAAAGAGAAGAAAGAAAACAUUUUACAAAGCGAUGGACAAAUGUAAGAUUGGGUAAAAUAGUUGUAUAAAAAUCUGAUAACUGCACAGUGUAUACCUGAAAUUAUUAUAUUAUAAUAAUAAUAACAAUAAUAAUAAAAAUACAUAUAAAUAAAUCAGGAUGGGGAGAAGAACGGUGAAUAAUAUGAGGUGGAGAGAGCAUCAGCGAUACGAAAACGACGACGGCAGCGUCGCGACGCCAACGACGAAAACCGCGAACGAAUCGUCGACGUUGAUUUUGAACAGCCUCUGUUACUCGUGCAGAAUUUGUCAGGCCGACGAGGCUGGGCGAGAUAAAAACGAAAAUACGGUGGGAUAUCGAUGCGAAAUAUGCGAACGUCUCCAGGGUAGCGUCGACGACGACGUCGACGUCGACGAUUUGUCGACGAACGGGAAGGAGGAGGAGAAGAAGAAGAAGGACGAGGAGGAUUAUCGCGGGAAACGGAGGAGCAGAUUAUUUUCACGGGGUUUUUUUAACGCCUCGUCAAAACUCGAACCACUAGCUAUGGACUGCGGUCGACGUCAAAGCGACGUCGGUCAGUGGCUGAGAUGCGCCUCGAGUGUCGUGCGAUGGCGUCGUUUCACGAAAUCGUUUAAGAAUUUUUUUAACGCUUCCUCAUCGUCGUCGACAUCGUCGUCAUCAUCGUCAUCAUCAUCACCGUCGUCGUCGUCGUUAUCAUCGACGACGACGACACGUCGACCAAGUUGUUGCUCCUCAUCGUCCGUACUGUUCAGGAAUCUAUCGACGAUCAAUGUUUCUACGAUAUUUUUCAUCGUUCUAUUCAUCGCGAACUUAAAUUACGCAUCAACUACAAGUGCUCACGGUGUUUACGAUACCACGGACAAUCGAUAUUAUAAUUCUAACGGUCGUCAUACUCAACACUUUGAUCACGCCGUCAGGGAUAUUUCUUCGUCUUCUUCUGCUGUUGCUGCCGCUGCUGCUUCUUCUUCAUCUUCUUCUUCUUCUUCGUCUUCUUCUACUUCGUCUUCGGCGAAACGAACCGUCUGUCAGAGCGUCGACGUGAGAAAUAGCGUGAACCAAUUUUCGCGACUGGAAGGAUGUCGAGUGGUCGAGGGUUUCGUACAAAUACUCUUGAUCGAUCACGCGAACGACACGUCCUACGCAAACCUUACAUUUCCCGACCUCGUCGAAAUCACCGGCUACCUUCUGCUUUACAGAGUGAACGGUCUCCGAAGCGUUGGCCAUCUGUUUCCAAAUUUGACGGUAAUACGGGGCCAUUCGUUGUUCAUAAACUACGCCCUUGUCGCCUUCGAGAUGAUGCAUCUGCAGGAAAUCGGUCUUCACUCGCUGACGAAUAUCGGCCGCGGCAGCGUUAGAUUUGAAAAGAAUCCGGCACUCUGCUACGUUGAUACAAUCGACUGGGACCUCAUCAUCGGCGUUGGAAAGGGCGAACACGUCAUAUCGGGAAAUAAACCGAGGAACGGAUGUCCGGUUUGUGAGAAACACUGUCCGACACGAUCGACGAAAAAGGAUGAAACCUUGUGCUGGAACAGACAGUAUUGUCAACAUGUUUGCGACAAGUCUUGCGGAAUCUCUGCGUGCAACAACAGCAUGCCUGGGAAAUGCUGUCAUCCGUCUUGUCUUGGAAGCUGUACCGGAACGGGUUCUCAGGACUGUGCCGUUUGUCGAGAUGUGAUAGUCGAUGGAAAUCGUUGCGCUAACAGCUGUCCGGAAAACACAUAUAUGUUUUUGAACCGUCGCUGCGUACAGGAGAACGAAUGCAGGAAAAUGAAGAAGCCGCGUGAGGCGUUUGACAUAGUCAAGGAGCACCCGUACAAGCCGUUCAAUAAUACUUGUGUGAUCGAAUGCCCACCCGGCUACAUGGACGAGGAAGUGAACGGUAAAGCGACGUGCAAAAAGUGCGACGGAUUGUGUUUGAAGGAGUGCAGCGGGACGAAUGUCGACAGUAUUGCAUCGGCCCAAAAACUUCGCGGUUGUACUCACAUAACUGGCAGCUUGGAAAUACAGAUAAGAGGCGGUAAGAAUAUCGUCAAAGAAUUGGAGGACAGCUUGAGUAUGAUCGAGGAGAUUGACGGUUAUUUGAAAAUCGUUCGCAGUUUCCCACUGAUAUCUUUGAAUUUUUUGAAAAAUCUACACACCAUUCACGGCAAAGAACUAGAGAGCGGAAAGUACACCUUUGUCGUACUAGAUAAUCAAAAUCUUCAGGAACUAUGGGACAUGGAGUCUCACAAGUCGAUGAGAAUCCUUGCCAACAACGGACCUGUCAAAGUUUUCUUUCACUUUAAUCCAAAACUCUGCUUGGACACCAUCGAAAAGUUUCGCAAAGGCGCUGGCCUGCCUGAGUUCUCGGAUCUGGAGGUUGCCCCUAACAGCAACGGCGACAAGGUCGCCUGCAACGUUACCAAGCUUCACACUCGGGUUCAGAAGAAAACAUCGAACGCCGCGCUGAUUGCGUGGGAACCUUUUGACCACCACGAUCAGAGGUCACUCCUUGGGUAUGUUGUGUACUUUAUCGAGGCACCGAACAACGUCACCAUGUACGAUGGAAGGGAUGCCUGUGGCGGCGAUGGAUGGAGAGUAGACGACGUUUCGGCAGCUGAAAGUUCUGAUCGGACGAUCCAUCAAAAUGGAAGUGACAGCGAAACUACCGAAUAUUAUUCGCUGUUGACUCAGCUCAAACCUUACACGCAGUACGCGUUCUACGUUAAGACUUACACAAUUGCUACUGAGAGGUCUGGCGCGCAGAGCGACUUGCAUUACUUCACCACUGACCCGGACGCACCCAGCGUACCCAGGUCUCUUUACGCCUAUAGCAAUGCGAGCAACGAACUUGUCAUAACAUGGGAGCCACCGCUUCAUAAAAACGGAAAUCUUACCCACUACAGAAUUAUCGGGCGAUGGGAGAAGGAUGAUAGAGCGUUUCUCGAUCAGCGAAAUUACUGUAACGAGCCCCUAAACUUUAGGGAGACGAAACCGAUGACAACGCCGGAUGAGGCAGCGCAUCCUAAACCGACCGAAAAUAAGAGGCCAAGUUCGACAAAUGGAGAGGAGAUAGAAACUGACGAUUCAAAGUGCAAAUGUAUCGAUGACAAGGAUCUCAGGGAAAAGGAGGUUUCAAGUUCUAUAGCGUUUGAGGACGCGCUGCACAACCAGGUAUACGUAAAGCGACCCUCAAGUGAUCGCAGGAGACGUGAUGUGAGUGAGAUAGUCAAGACGGCUAAAAUGUGGCAGGAACAAAAUGUCUCGUACUCAUAUCCUGAGGAUAAAGAUAACGCUUUGACGGAUGACAUGGUCAACGGUUCUAUCAGCUUAUUCAACAGGACUGUCUACGGGCAGACGAAUUAUGCUGUGAAAAAUCUGCGUCACUACGCUGUUUACACUAUCGAGGUACAGGCAUGCAGAGAACCAGUCCCUAACGAAAGCCAGAGCAACUACUGCUCGACGAAAAGUAUCAAAACGGCCAGAACUGAGCCGCUUAUAUCCGCCGACGACAUUCCGAACAAUACUUUCGACCUGGAAGUUAUAACCGGCAAUAACAGUCGCUCCAUGGUGAAACUGAGCUGGGAGGAGCCGCCCAAUCCGAACGGUUUGAUUGUCACGUAUCAGAUAGAGUACAAAAAGAUCGAUUUUCAAAACGUCAAGGCUAUGGUAAUUUGCAUACCUUGGCGAGAAUUCGUGGAUGACGGACGCGUUUACGUUUUGAAUGCAUUACCGCCUGGAAAUUACUCCCUGAGACUUCGAGCAACGAGUUUGUACGGAAAUGGCGCUUACACGGUGACGAAACACUUCUACAUCGAGGAACUGAACGCCGGAGGGUCCCAUCCAUACUUGUGGCCCCUCCUAAGUGUAUUUAUUCUGAGUAUUCUAAUUCUGGGCGGUGGAUACGCGUUGAAACGAAAGUUCAUGCCUAAUUCUUCGGAAAUGCGGCUUUUUGCGACCGUCAAUCCCGAGUAUGUUAGCACCGUCUACGUACCCGAUGAUUGGGAAGUUCCACGAAAGAAAAUAGAGCUGCUAAGGGAGCUGGGGAAUGGAUCCUUUGGCAUGGUGUACGAGGGCGUCGCCAAGGACGUUGUUAAGGGAAAACCGGAGGUCAAGUGUGCCGUCAAGACGGUCAAUGAAAACGCCACGGACAGAGAGCGUAUAGAGUUUCUCAACGAGGCUUCGGUCAUGAAGGCAUUCAACACUCAUCAUGUUGUGAGAUUGUUGGGCGUUGUAUCAGUCGGUCAACCGACACUUGUAGUUAUGGAGCUAAUGGUCAACGGAGACCUUAAAACCUAUCUGAGAAGCCACCGACCAGACGUGUGCGAAAACUUUUCCAAGCAGCCCCCGACUUUAAAGCGGAUAUUACAGAUGGCGAUCGAGAUCGCGGACGGAAUGUCUUAUUUGUCGGCAAAGAAAUUUGUCCACAGAGAUCUAGCGGCGAGAAAUUGCAUGGUCGCCGAAGAUAUGACCGUUAAGAUCGGCGACUUUGGUAUGACUAGAGACAUAUAUGAGACUGAUUACUACCGCAAAGGCACCAAAGGACUCUUACCGGUUAGAUGGAUGGCACCGGAAAGUUUGAAAGAUGGAGUUUUCACAAGCUACUCAGAUGUCUGGAGCUACGGUGUAGUUUUGUGGGAAAUGGUUACUCUCGCCUCGCAGCCUUACCAGGGUUUGUCCAAUGAUCAGGUUCUUCGCUACGUUAUCGACGGUGGCGUUAUGGAGCGGCCCGAAAAUUGUCCAGAUUCGCUGUACAACUUGAUGAGGCGAACGUGGAAUCACAAACCGAAUCAAAGACCGACGUUCAUUGACAUUGCUACCAUGCUCUUGACUGAGGUUAAUGUCGAGACGUUUGAAAGGGUCAGCUUUUACCACUCGCCCGAAGGAAUCGAAGCCAGGAAUCAGAACGCUUCUCAUUCGCCACAGACUGACAAGGAUUUGGAAAUGGAAACCCUGCGCAAUCUGCAGGACGAAGAGGCGGACCAGGAGGGAAGUGAAGAGUCACCGUUGAGGGAGGACUUUGGAGAUUUUGCUAGCUUUGAACCGUCUGGUCCUAAUUCUAUAAAGAUUAGUUCAAAUCCUAUAUACGGUGCUACGACGCGUAACGAUAAUUCAAAGGUGUCGCCCAAUUUUCACGAAUUUAACUCGUCUAAGGUGCCGUUGAAGGCUGACUUCGAUGAUUUUGAGGGGGCCUCGAUGGAAUCGUUGAGAUCGAGCCGAGACACGUUGGAUUUACCGUUCGCCGAGGACAGUUUAAAGUCCGUAAAAAAUUCUCCCUUCGUCGACAAGAGAAACAAUUCGCGCGUCAAUUCGACCGGCGAUAAUUCCGUUUUAGGUAAAAACUCCAUUAAUCCCAAUAACGUUGUUAAGAGAAAUUUUUCGGAGAGUCCCAGAUUCUCUAAAAUAAAGAGCGAAGAUCCUGACUACGAGAACAAAUCCCCUGAGGUUUUUGUCACUUCUGGCGAUACGAUAAAGAACACUAAUGUUCAUCGCGUUGAAUUUCCGUCUAUAGACGGAAUUGAUGAUAAAAAUAUUAAUGACAAUGGAGGAAAUAAGUCCAAAGUUGAUUAUAAGAGUAAUAAUAAACAAGAAGGCUUAAAUAACGGUUAUAUUAGCGGUAAGACUACACAGUGUUAACAGAUCGCGGUACGGCGUUCCUUGGCUGAUUUUGUUUCAUAUUUUUUUCGGGCAAAACAUAUUACGAAAAGAAAAACGAAAAAAGAAAAAAAAACAAUUUUUUUUUUUUUAAAACAACUGAUAGCGAAUGGCAAGAAAAAGAAUAUCUUUUCGUUAUUUUUACAAUGAAAUUCCGUUUUCUCGAACUGAUUAUCGCGCGUGUUUUGUUACCUCGCAGCCACGGUUACACGCGCGUAGAACCAGGACAUCUCAGGAUAAUUAAAUACAAAAUAUUAAAAUAAAUGAAUUAACAAUUUUUUUUUCUUAAAAUAAUUAAUAAUGAAAACGUAAUACAAAGAAACUGACAUGUGCGAGCUCUUGAAAUUAAGCUUGCUACGACGUCGCUGUAGUUUCGAACGAUCUUCUGCGAGAUAUGCAAGAAAGAAAAAUAAAAACUAGAAAAAGAUGGAGACAAAAAAAUUUGUAACAAUAAUAAUAAUUUUCCUUUGGUAUUUUGCUCUUGUUUUGUUUAAUUGUAAAUUUUCUCAAUUAAUAAUAAGCUGUAUCCAAAUAUAAUCUAAAUUAUUAUUCAGUAAUACAGUAAGCGAUUAGGAAAAAAGAACGUUAGGGCAAAAAGAAAUGUCACUAAUAUUAACAGUAAUAAUAAUGAUAAUUAUAUUAACGAUAAUAAUAAUAAUAAUAUUGAUAAUGAUAACAACAUGAAUAAUAUUUUUUAGUGUAAUGAAUUUAAAGUUAUUGUAAACUCUUUCUCGCGUAUGGAUAUCCUAAUAUUAAAUUUAAUUCCUAAGAAUGCGUAACUAGAUCGUUCGAAUACUACCAGAGACGUAAAUUAAGUUUUGGGGCAACUCGAGCGGUAAAAAGUAAGUUAUGAUUGCCCUGGUGCCCUUUUUUUUUCGUUAGUUGGGAAAAUAAUUUUACAAUUUUGUUUCUAAGCGAGAUUGAGAAACUAAGAAAAAGAGUAAUAUCACGGCCGAUCCUUCGAUUGUUCGCUGUUCCAUUCAACGUCUAGCAACGAGCGACAAAGCAUUUUCAACUUUAUAUAAUAAAAAAAAAAAAAAAUAAAAUAAAAAAAAAACUGUCUUGGAAGAGAGCAAAAGAGUGAAAGGGAGAGACAGAGAGAGAAAGAGACCGAAAUUAUGAAAGACCGAAGGAGAGGCAUGCGGAUAGAAAAAGAGGUAUAGAGAAAACUUGCAAAGAUUCCGUUGAUGAUAAGAUUAGUUUGUGGGGUACAGUUUUUUUCUGUUACAAAUUUUCCCCUUCGUCAUUCUUCGCCCGAUCCUUUGAUUUUCCUUAGCAACUAAAGAAUGCAAGAAAAAAAGAUGAAGAAAAAAAAGAAAUAGAGGAAGAUCGUUGUUUCGUUGACCAAAAUAUUAAUGGCAGCAUCAUUAGUCGCAUAUACAUAUAGAGAUGAAAAAUAAUCGAGUGUGACGGUCAAGUGGAUGUUAAAUUUCGCUCUAAAAGUCAAACCCUUUAUUGUAUUAUAAGUACAGAGACUUUAACGUUUUAUCGAUGACGUGAAAUAAUUUUUAUCAAAAAUUACUAACUGAUUCCCCGUCACGAAUUUUGAAAUAAUACAAACCUAAGUUGAAAAUGAAAUUGUAAGAAAAAACAAGCCGAAAACUUGAUUGUCACUCUUCGAUAUGUUGUUACACCGUUAGGUACAAUAGUUUAUAGACUCUAAUGGUUAUUAGUAUGAUGACAAGUAUCAAAUCAGGAUUGUUCAGAAUAUCUUUUAGUUAUUUAUUUUCAUUCCAUCGAUUUUAAACUCGCACUGACAAUAGUAGACGUUGAAAUUAUGAAUCAUUUUUCGGCAACGAUUAAUAGUCUACUAGUAAGACUGAAGAGUUUUUAUAUAUCACGAUGAAAAAUUUCAAUUCACGGCUUUUACAAACCCAGUUAUUCGUCAGUUAUUAACAAAAAUCCACCUGUCCUUAGCUAUCAAUUGUUCUCAGUAUUUUCAUUUAUCUAUUUUAUUUCUUUCUCCUCAUCUACUGCGUUAGGUCUCGAAUAACUUUACCCACGUGGAAUAAUAUUUGCUUUAACAUGAUUGAAUUGAAAUUCAAUCUAUUUCCACUGUACGGUUUGAGAGUUACUUUUCAAAAUGAAAAGAAUGAAUAGAAAAAAUAAAUAAAUAAAUAACAUAAACAAAUAGACAAUAGAAUUAUUAAGAUAUCAAAGAUUUUAUUUAUUACAUAUAACUUGUAUUAAUUUAUAAUAUUACUAUUACUAUACAUAACAUAAAUAGGUUUAUACACCAUACUCGCAUUGUACUGAACAAAUCCGAGGGUUGUAUCAUCUUUCUCGCCCUCGGUUACAAGAGAACGCAUAUUGUUCACUAAAAUUGACAGACUUGUAACACUUGGUCGUUGUCACUGAUCGUAUAAGAUUCACAAAAACAAAAAAAAAAAAAAAAAAAAACCUGUAUCGACUGUCAUUAACAGAUUAUCAGACUUAACACGAAGUAGCUCUCAAACUGUUUUGUUCGAGUUGAAUGAUAGUUGAAUUACUAAAUUUUUCUGAACCUUCCUGCAUUCAAUGUCGUUACCGACGAGAGAACCGGAGACUGUCAUAGCCCAAUGAGAGCCAAGAUUGACGUCAGGAAUGAGAUAUUAAAAGAUGUUUGCGAGGACAAGAUAUUUGUAACACAAUAAUUUCUAUUGAAAAAGAAUCUUGGAAGUAAAAGAGGAAAUGGCAAA
This is a messenger RNA of Neodiprion virginianus, 8857 nucleotides long. It is a transcript of the gene InR-2, whose product is annotated as insulin-like receptor. Gene Ontology annotation, cellular component: insulin receptor complex; axon; membrane. Gene Ontology annotation, biological process: multicellular organism development; positive regulation of phosphatidylinositol 3-kinase/protein kinase B signal transduction; glucose homeostasis. The record is from RefSeq and is a predicted model, not a curated record. Gene Ontology annotation, molecular function: ATP binding; insulin receptor activity; insulin receptor substrate binding. NCBI's taxonomy places the organism in Eukaryota, Metazoa, Arthropoda, Insecta, Hymenoptera, Diprionidae. Bases 684 to 6161 code for a protein of 1825 amino acids. The transcript has 11 exons.